This is a messenger RNA of Chara braunii, 2033 nucleotides long. The record is from the annotation of a GenBank genome assembly. Lineage: Eukaryota; Viridiplantae; Streptophyta; Charophyceae; Charales; Characeae.
GAAGCUCCACCACACAGUGCAGAGCCACGAGGACGCAACUCGGGCACUCAAUGCCCGAAUGCUGGACCUGGAGAACGCUGUACCAGGACCAGCUGCUAAGGCUUCCAGCAGUGCAUCCUCUAGCCGCCAACUGGAGGGACGCGUUGACCGCGUAGUAGCAAUGCUCUACGACAUCAGCACCUUCGUUGCGCCGACCACCAUCAGCAGUCAGCUGCAUAACUUGAAGACCGAGGUCCAGCAGCUACAGUCGACGAACGCGGAUGAUAAUCCGAAGAUGUACAAAAUGCCAACUUUCCAACUGGACAAGUUCGACGACUACACGCAGCAGGAUCCGGUCCUCUGGUGGGAAGCAUUCACAACGCAACUCAGGAUUUUGCCCAGAGCCAAGCAUGCGUACAUCGGCGCCCUGUUCCUGAACUCGAAGGGCGGAUGCCAGACCUGGUUGAACCACCUGGCAACCUCUCACGGCGUCGACAAGAAGCGGUUCAUCGUCGACGACGCGCCGACACUCGCCAUCAACCGCCUGUUCACCAUGUCACAGGGCAACACUGCAACACGGGAUUGGCUCACGAAGUGGCAGAAGAUUGCGGCGGUGCCCAAUCUGGAAUUGGCAUUCACGCAUCUACGUCGCGAGUUCUACAACAGGUCCUGUGCCGCAUUGAGCCAGGCUCUUGGUGAUCGCGAGCAGUACUCAACGUUCGCUGAGAUCAUUGACAAGGCGAGGGAGAUCAUCAAGACCAACAGGCCAGCUGCACACGAGAAAUCAACAUGGCAGCCGACCUAUGUGGAGAAGGUACGAACUGGUCCGCAACAGCAGCACUUCGUCGCAGUCCAGUCGGACAGUGGAGAUAACCCAGCAGCCACUCCAGCAUCGAGUGACGGAGAUCAGGUGGCUGCUGUCCAGCCGCGAAGCAACAACAAGUCCCACAACAAUGGGAAGGCGAAAUCCGCAUCGCAAGCCGAAAAUGGACAGCCAGUACAAGUUCCAUGGUUCAAGUUCGGCUUGACCGAGGCGGAGUACAAGGUCCGAGGCCGCUACGGCAACUGCUAUUGGUGCAACAGCACCAAGCACAAGACCUCCAUAUGCCAGGAUCAGGGCAAGGAGGAUUGGAUGCCCGUUCCCUCGACCGGACGAUUGCCGAAACCGCAUUGCAACGUGCUUAUGGCACAAUUGCGGGACUACUUGCACACUGCAGUACCAGCUCCGUUGAUGGACGCCGGACCAGAGGUUGUCGACCUUCACGCUUACAUCGCGAAGAUCGACCACGAGUUCAAGACGCAACGGUACGACGACAUCGACGCACCAUUGCUAUACGUACGCAUUCAGAUUGGAGAGGCGACCUGCAGUGCCUUGAUCGAUUGCGAAGCAUCUCGCAACUACAUCARCCAGGACUUCAUGGUACGCGCCGGCCUUGGCCCACGUGUCCGGAGGAAGUCCCAUCCUACGCAAGUCACUCUGGCAGACGGUCAUACGCACAAGUCCAUCGACCGGUGCAUUGACGCCGUCCCAGUGUACUUUGCCCCUCACGCAAGUGAGGCGGUGUCCUUUGACAUUUUGGACACCAAAUUCGACAUGAUCUUGGGCAUGUCAUGGCUGCGAAGCGAGGAUCACCCGGUGAACUUCUUCCACUGCACCGUUCACAUCCGUGAUCGGAACGGAGUACUAGUUCCAUGCACGGUGCCUUUUCCUCAUCCUUCGAUCAGCUGCCACGUGGUAUCCGCCGCAAGCAUGCGAGCUUCCAUCAUCAGAGACGACAUCGAGGAGAUGGGGGUGUGUUUUCUCCACGCCCUCCCGCCCCAUGACGCUUCAUCGACGGACUCACCUUCGGAUCCACGCAUCAUCGAGCUUCUCGACGCCUACAGCGACUUGUUCGAAGACCCGCACGGAGUAGUACAAAAUCGACCCAUCCGCCAUGAGAUCAUCCUCGAGGACGGGGCCGUACCUCCGUGCGGUUGCGUGGAGCACGACUAUGGCGCCCAGGUCGCUAGUGUGGAGCACGGCUAUGGCGCCCAGUUAAGUACCGUUGACGCAG